AUGAACAACCUCGAGGGACUGCCGAUGCUCCAGAAAACUCACGACCUUUGGUACAAGAUUCACGUCCUGCUUUACGACUUAUGCAACAUCGCCACCGACCGCACAUCAGAAUCCCGCACCCUUGCAACCACAGACGAACUCUACAUCAGCGCACCAUACUUCACCCCCUCAGAAGCCGCCCUAAUCAAAUCAACGCAAAUUUUGCCACCAACUCUGAGCGAACUCCCAGAAUUUGAGGAACUCGAAUACGAUGAACCGGAGAGUGAGACUGUAGGAGCUGUCCCGUUGCUUUCCGAUCCCAUCACCAUCGAAGAAGCUAUCAAAGGCUGUUUGCAGAAUUUCUUCGAAAAGCGUAGGGCUAGUGGAGAUGCGAGACCAUGUGGUCCGCAUGAUAUGGGUCCGAUAUAUCUUGCAGCGUUUGGGAUCGCAAAGGAGGAGUUGAAAGAUGAGAAGUUCUUGAGUCGCUUGAGAAGGAGUGGGUUGCCUGGUUUGGAAGAAGAAGCUGCAGGAAAGAAGGAUGGGCAGGUGAAGAAGGGAUCAAAGAAGGGCUCAAAGAAACGUUGA
Aureobasidium pullulans EXF-150 is the source of this 564-nucleotide messenger RNA. RefSeq lists its product as uncharacterized. The record is from RefSeq and is a predicted model, not a curated record. The transcript has a single exon. The coding region runs from base 1 to 564 and encodes 187 amino acids. Lineage: Eukaryota; Fungi; Ascomycota; Dothideomycetes; Dothideales; Saccotheciaceae.